Xyrichtys novacula (pearly razorfish) is the source of this 2581-nucleotide messenger RNA. NCBI's taxonomy places the organism in Eukaryota, Metazoa, Chordata, Actinopteri, Labriformes, Labridae. The record is from the annotation of a GenBank genome assembly.
AUUGUCUCCUUCCUGGAACGAAACAGCAGGCAAAAUGGUAAGAGGGAAAAUUCUUUCUUUUCAGUCAUUUUCAUGUAUUUUCUUGUGUAACAGUAAUUUAUACCUGAAUAUUUGACAUGUAAUACAUGUCUGUGUUUAUCAUACAGGCCAAAUUCUUCACACCAGCUCAAAUCAACGGUAAGAGGAUUUCACAGCACAACAUGUCGUGUAUCUGAAACUAUGGCUCACAGGUCUUUUUAGUGCAUCUUUAUGUUCUUAAUAUACUGAAACAAUAUUUUUUUCACCUUUACUCAUUAGUUCCUGUAAAAUAAAACCAAUGUUUUUUGUUUGUUUGUUUGUUUUACUUUAACCUGCUAAGUGUAAUAAAAACAGUUCUCACAACAGCAGUUUUGCCAAAUAAGCUGACUGAUAUUUACUGUAUAUUUCUCUGGUAGAGUUCAAGGAGUGCUUUUCCUUGUAUGACAAGAAGCAGAAGGGGAAAAUUGAUGCUAAAGAUCUGAUCACGGUUAUGCGCUGCCUGGGUACGAGCCCCACGUUCGGAGAAAUCGAAAGGCAUCUUCAGGUUCACAAAAUUGGUAAUGCCAUCCAGUAAAUCUUUUUGUUUUUGUGUGUAAGUUAGAAUAAAGAAAAACUCACUCAGAGUGGCUGUGGCCAAAGAAGUUGAAAAUAGGGAUCCACUAAAAGUUGAACUACUUUGUUUUUGUUAAUUUCUUUAUGUUGCUGUACUAAGAAAAGAGAAUAAGUGUCGCAAAAAAAAAAACAGAGUUUGGAUUUAUUUUUUCUAAUUGAUUUAAACUCAUAAUUCUGUUUACAAUUAGACUAUUGCCACCCUAAAGUGUCCCUUACAGCAGUUUUAAUACAGAUGUUUGAUGCAGAUUCCUAUAAUUAUUUGACUGCAUUAAGGCAACAUUACAUUUGUGCCGCUCUCUUGUUUAGAUAAAAAAGGAGAGCUGGACUUCUCUACCUUCCUGACAAUGAUGCACAGACAGAUGAAACAGGAGGACCCCAAAGCUGAGAUCCUGGAGGCCUUAAGGAUGACAGACAAACAGAAGAAAGGAUACAUCCAGGCAUCAGAACUUCGGGCCAAGCUCACCAUGUUGGGAGAGAAACUCACAAACAAAGAAGGUAAGAUAAACCCGGAUUAUAGAAAUGACCUCAAGCUGAAAACUCUCAUGGUGCCGUGAGCCCUACAAAAAUCCAUUACAAUCAUCUGAAAGGCUGACUGCUGAGGGUGGCCUUGGAGUUCAGCUCUGUACCUUUGAGAUUACCAGCUGCCGCCGAUAAAUCCUCUGCAUUUCCAGUCUCAUACAAUUCAUAGCUGUCCAAUAACUGGUCUGUGCAGCUCUCCUGGACACAAACUCUGAAUGCUGCAAGGCUUUUGUAAAUUAAAUUCUUCGGCAGUAGUUACACAGAUGUGAACUUUUAUUUCCCAUGGUUCCUCUGACAAUGUAGAGCAAUUACUAUUCAACCAGUCACAGUCUGGCGUCUAAUUUAGGGCCAGUUUUUACACGCUGACUUUUUUAAAGCAACCAGCUCAUGAAUAGUAAUGCGUACACACAUGCUGUUGUUUAUGACCAAGUAGAGGCCGUAUAAAAUGGAUCUUUAGACUAAUCUAGAGAAAAUUUGGGGUCAUACAAAUAGAAUGAGACUCAAUCUUUGUCUUGCAUUUACUUUCAAAGUUUGUCUAUUUUUACAGCAACAUUGAGAUUAUUUCAUCGUCUGUACUUUCUGACAUAUCAGACUUGAAGUUUUAUAUGAAGUGUUGAUGGCUGAAUCUAGAUUAUGCUGGAUUACACUGACAAAAAAACUUCUGAUGAGAGCCUAAUACCCAUCGAGUUUUCGUAGUUGGUUUUGAUGCUUCUUGUAUUUCUAAGCCUGUGCUCAGCUAUUAAGACAGCCAGCAGCCAUUAGAAACCUUCAGAUAUAAUUGAGUUGUCAGUGCUCUCUGUUUAAAUGUGCAUUAGUUGCCUUGAGCAUUUCGUAUAAAAACAGUCAUCUUAUUCUCAUUGGGGAAACCUCUGGGGAAAGAGGUCGAUUUGAAGCAGACUGUAAUGUUGCUCAGCUGAAAGAGCGCUGACAGCCCUCUCAAGCUGUUUCACUCCCAACUGUUGCAAUUCACACUUUCUCUGUACUCACACACCAUUUUGAAGGAUUUGUCAGUCAAAAUCUCCCACCAGCGGAGACCAGCUUACCCCAAACUGUGACAGACUGCAGCUCUGAAAAGUUGUGGGUGAUGAAUGCCUGAUAAAUUUCCAGGCAGCACUCUCUUCAUCAUCUGUGUGGCUUUUCAAUGUUUUUCUGUCUUCUUUUCUGUCUAGUGGAUGAGCUCUUCAAGGAGGCGAAAGUCAAGUCAAACGGGGUUAUCAAGUAUGAGGAGUUCACACAGAUGGUAACACUGCCACCUGUUGAUUACUGACACUGAAGGACCUGAAAAUAAUCACAGUGAUUAGGGGCUGACCUCAGAUUCUCAGGACACGAGUAUUGUGAAGUACUGCUACAGCUAACACUAUGUGAUGCUAUUUGGCACCUUUUGUCUUAACUCUUUCCCAAAUACUUACUUUAAAUAAAACUUCCUGCUUAA